Molecule: messenger RNA, 2211 nt
Organism: Dracunculus medinensis (Guinea worm)
Lineage: Eukaryota; Metazoa; Nematoda; Chromadorea; Rhabditida; Dracunculidae
Source: the annotation of a GenBank genome assembly
AUGCGCUUCGUGCUACUAACAUUGCUGGCACUUUUUUUGCCAUCUGCGCGAGCGGUAUUCGAAUGUGCUACGCAUGAAACAACAUCAUUUGUCCGGAUAGCACGAGCUCGAUUAUCUGGAACACCAGUUGUAGUGUCAACUGCAGGUCAUGACCUAACAUGUGCUCAAUAUUGUCGUAAUAAUAUUGAACCUACCACUGGAGCAGAACGAGCAUGUGCUUCAUUUAAUUUCGAUGGUCGUGAAACAUGUUAUUUUUUCGAUGAUGCAGCAAGUCCAGUCGGAACUUCUGAUCUUGCAGGAAAUCCAUCUGCUAAUAAUUUUUAUUAUGAGAAAACCUGCCUUCCAGGCGUUUCUGCACAUGAAGCUUGUACCUAUCGCUCAUUUUCUUUUGAACGCAUGCGCAAGACUUCACUUGAAGGAUUUGUGCGCAAAUCGUUACAGGUUGGUUCUCGUGAACGAUGUUUAUCUACUUGCUUGAAAGAAACUGAAUUUGUUUGUCGCUCAAUCAAUUACAAUUAUGACACUUAUCUUUGUGAGUUGUCAACGGAAGAUCGUCGGUCGAAACCAAGCCAUUUACGCCAAAGUGAUUCGCCCAUCGAUUAUUACGAUAAUAAUUGCCUUAGUCGCCAAAAUCGAUGUGGUGAAUCUGGUGGAAAUUUAGUUUUUGUUAAAACAACCAAUUUCGAAAUUCAUUAUUACGAUCAUACGCAAUCAGUUGAAGCACAAGAAUCGCACUGUUUGCAAAAAUGCCUCGAUUCAUUGAACACAUUUUGUCGUUCAGUGGAAUUUAAUCCCUCGGAGAAGAACUGCAUAGUAAGCGAUGAAGAUACAUUUUCUCGGGCUGAUCAGCAAGGUCAAAUCCAAGGAAAAGACUACUACGAACCUAUUUGUGUUGCUGCCGAUCUAAGUUCUUCAACAUGUCGUCAGCAAUCAGCAUUUGAACGAUUUAUCGGAAGCCAGAUUGAAGGUGUAGCAAUAGCUUCAGCGCAAGGCGUAACAAUUGCUGACUGUAUCUCGUUAUGUUUCCAGAACCUGAACUGCAAGAGUAUCAACUAUGAUCGUACUCAAUCAACCUGCCAUAUUUUUGCGACUGGAAAAAAAGAAACCAAUGUUAAAACAAAUCCAUCAGUUGAUUAUUACGAAUUUAAUUGUGAAUCUCAAUUUGGUGGUAUGGCAUUAUGCACCAAUGAAGGUAUUCGAUUUAUAGUCAAUACGAAAGAACCUUAUACGGGCGCAGUUUAUGCAGCUGAAAGAUUCAGUACCUGCUCACAAAUAGUUGAAAAUGCUAAACAAAUUGCGAUGUUAUUUCCUCCCCCAACAGUUUCAUCCGAUUGUGGCACGACCAUAAGAGAUGGUAAACUGGAAGCAUUGGUAGUCGUAUCAUUAGAUGGUGUACUCCCACACCAAGUGACCACUGAAUGGGAUCGUUUCUAUAGGGUAUCAUGUGAUAUUUCAAUGGAUAAAAUGAUGCAUGAAGGAUCUGUUAUAGUUACAACGAUCUAUGAUGCUGGAGAAACAAAUACUCAGAUAUUACCUGUUGGAACACCACCACCCAUCUCAGCAAUUUUAUCAUUUCGUGAUGCAAAUGAUGAACCACUCCAGAAAGCGUCUAUCGGUGAUGCAAUUAUGAUGAUUGUCACAUCCGAGCAAGCGGGACCACAUAAUAUGAUGGUCACUGAGUGCACAGCAACAAGAGUUGGUGGGCAAGGAGAAGCUGUUCCAUUCACCAUUAUCAGUGAUGGAUGUCCUCGAUAUCCAGCGCUUGUCGGUGAAGUAGAAAAAGAUUUUGAUGGAAAUCGGUUGAAAAGUAAUAUGAAAGCAUUUCGCUUAGACGGAUCCUAUGAUAUUAAGAUUCUUUGUCAAGUUAUGUUUUGCGCUGGUCCCACUGGUUGUCCUCCGAGUCAUUGCAUGGAUUCUGGCACCAACGAAUUAUUUAUGUCACAUGGCAGGAGGAAGAGAAAUAUUGAUAAUGAUCAGAUUGAGGAAGCAAUAUCAGCUAUCAUAAGAGUUCUAGCUGAUGGUGAAGAAAAAGAGGAAGGAAUUUCAUUAAUGGACAAUUCAACAACAACUGAAAUUGAUUUAAUAUGUAUAUCAGAAGUAUGGUUCGUCUCGUCAGUUGUGUUAAUUUCGGCUGUUUGCUUGGCGCUAUCAAUGUUGAUCAUUAUUUAUGGUUGUCAGACAGUAAAAAGUCGUCAUAAAUUACCUUUAUAA